Messenger RNA from Trichoderma harzianum CBS 226.95, 1764 nucleotides. RefSeq names its product multicopper oxidase. Lineage: Eukaryota; Fungi; Ascomycota; Sordariomycetes; Hypocreales; Hypocreaceae. The record is from RefSeq and is a predicted model, not a curated record. Gene Ontology annotation, molecular function: copper ion binding; oxidoreductase activity. The transcript is spliced from 2 exons. The coding region runs from base 63 to 1664 and encodes 533 amino acids.
UACCAGGUCCCGAGCUCCAUAUCCCCGAAGACCAAGUUGUCUGGAUCAGAGUGUACAAUGACAUGAGCGACGCCAACCUAACCAUGCACUGGCAUGGCCUCGCCCAAGCAGCCGCGCCCUUCUCCGACGGCGCCCCCAUGGGCAGCCAGUGGCCGAUCCCGCCCAUGCAUUACUUUGACUACGAGCUCAAGACGCCUCUAGGAACGGCCGGCACGUACUUUUACCACUCGCACAUCGAUUUUCAGACGAGCACCGCAAACGGACCGCUGAUUGUCGACGACUCGGGCCCGCCGCCGUAUCCCGUCGACGGCGACCGCGUCAUCCACAUCCAGGAGCUGUUCGAGAAGUCGGACAAGGACAUCUCCGACGGCCUGCGCGCGGCGCCGUUCGUCUGGUCCGGCGAAACAGGCGGCUUCCUCAUCAACGGCAACACGAUAUCCAACUACCCCGUCGUCGAUCCCGCCUCGGCGAGACUGUCCGUCAUCGAAGUCGAUCCGGGCAAGACGUAUCGCUUCCGCUACGUCGGCGCGACGGGCCUGUCGUACGCGGCGCUGGCUUUUGAAAACCAUACGAAUAUCGAAAUCAUCGAGGCUGACGGCGAGUACACCAAGCCGUACUCGACGCCGCUGCUGCAGAUCGGGUCGGGCCAGCGCUUCAGCUCGCUGUUCAAGACCAAGACGUGCGCUGAACUGGCGUUGUUCAAAAAGCUCGACUUUUACUUGCAGAUGGAGUCCCGCGAUAGGCCGAGGAUUAUUGCUAGCUACGCUGUGCUGCGGUAUUCGAAUACCUGCAGUGCGCUGCAGCAUCGCCACUUAUACGGUCGUCAGGCCCCGACGACGACUCUGCCCAGCGAGAGGCCCAUUGAUCUGCCUCCGACGAUCGAGGGCUUCCUCGAUUACAAGCUGGAGCCGCUGGUUCCAAACGACGUUCCUUCGUCUGACGAGGUGAGUCGCCGCAUCUUUGUUUAUUCUCAGCAGCAGAUAGACAAAUACGUCUUCUGGACCGAUAACGGCGUGUCCUGGGCCGACGACAACGUCGACAGGGAGACCUACACCAUCAGCCCGUCCGAGCCCUACCUAGUAUCCCUAUACAAGAACACGUCCAAGUACUUGCCCGACUACGAUGCCUCGAUGGCCAACUAUGGCCUCAACCCAGAAACAAACACGUAUCCCGCCAAGCUCGGUGAAGUCAUCGAGAUCAUCUUCCAGCAAGUCGGUGCCCGCUCCGAUGACAGCAGGUUUGGAGGCGGCCUCGACACGCAUCCAUGGCACGCCCACGGUGACCACUUCUAUGACAUUGGCGGAGGACCCGGCGUGUACGAUCCCGAGGUGGCCCAGCAAAGACUUGAGGGCACGCACCCGGUCAGGCGAGACACGACGAUGCUGUUCCGGUACACGACGAAUGUGCAGCCGGACCAGCCGUGGGGAUGGCGGGCGUGGCGGCUGCGUGUGCAAAAUCCAGGCGUGUGGAUGAUGCAUUGCCAUACGCUGCAGCAUAUGAUUAUGGGCAUGCAGACGGUCUGGGUGUUUGGCGAUGCGGAAGAUAUUCUCAAAGUCAAGCAUCCAUAUGUGGAGGGAUACUUGGAGUAUGGCGGGAGUGUGAAUGGAAAUGCCACGCACCCUGCUGUGGCGGUACAUUAUUUCGAGACUGAUGAUGAAGACUGAUCAUUGUCAGUGAAUGAACUGGUAUAAAAGGAUGAUACUAGAUGAGAGUUAAUACACAUGUUAACCGAUGAGAACGCGGUACACUGGCAGCUCUGGAAAG